Messenger RNA from Anopheles bellator, 2918 nucleotides. It is a transcript of the gene Hydr1, whose product is annotated as protein ABHD1. Gene Ontology annotation, molecular function: monoacylglycerol lipase activity; acetylesterase activity. NCBI's taxonomy places the organism in Eukaryota, Metazoa, Arthropoda, Insecta, Diptera, Culicidae. Bases 145 to 1440 code for a protein of 431 amino acids. The transcript has 5 exons. Gene Ontology annotation, biological process: medium-chain fatty acid catabolic process; medium-chain fatty acid biosynthetic process. The record is from RefSeq and is a predicted model, not a curated record.
GGCACCUCGACCGCAAAGUGCCCGUUCCAACGUGUGCCGGGCAAGUAAACGAUUUGCUUUGAAGUGUGACCGAUUCCCGUGAAUAUCCCGUGAUAGCCAACAGUAAAGCCAGAGAUAGUCCUUCUCUGCACUGCACUGUAGAAAAUGUUGUCCUAUCUGUACACAUACCUGACCAACCUGCCCCGAUGGCACCUGGUGGCGAUCGUAUUUGUUGGAUACCUCCUCUACUACCUGAUGGAAGUAGUAAAGCGACCAAUUCUGGCUGUAUCCAACGGACCGUUCAAACAGUACCUCCGGAAGCACAUCCCUACGCUGGAGCAUAAAUUUUGGCCCACGUUCUGGUGCUUCGAGAGCCGCGCCCAAACCGUGUUUGCUAGCAUUCUGCGGUCGAACAUAAUGCCGGCGAUCGACUACAGGCGCGAGGUGCUGACGCUGAAGGAUGGCGGUGAGGUGGCACUAGACUGGAUGGAAGUGGGCUGCGAUCCGGAAGCCCCGAUCAUCAUUAUCCUGCCGGGACUGACGGGAGAAUCACAGGCCGAAUACAUUAAGUGUCUGGUAACGGCAGCCAACGCCAACGGGAUUCGGACCGUUGUUUUCACUAACCGUGGGUUGGGCGGAGUGGAGCUUAAAACCCCACGACUGUACUGCGCCGCCAACUGCGAGGAUCUGUCCGAGGUGGUGAAGCAUGUCCGACAAGCACACGCACACGUCCGCAUCGGAGCUACCGGCAUCUCGAUGGGCGGCCUCAUACUGGGCAACUAUCUUGCACGACACUCGGACGAAGCGAAAUCGAUCCUGACCGCGGCCACAAUUAUCUCCGUGCCGUGGGACGUGCACAAGGGUUGUGCCAGUAUUGAGCAGCCGAUACUGAACAAUCUUCUGGGAAGACAUCUGGCAUCGAGCCUCUGCCGUACCGUCAGUAAAUAUGAUAUCCUGCGAGGCGAGCAGUUCGACUGGGACAUGAACCAAGUUCUGCAAAGCAGAACCAUCAAAGAGUUUGACUCCGCGUUCACGUCGAAACAUUUCGGGUACAAGGACGUCGACAGCUAUUAUACAGACGCCACGCUACACAAAAAACUCCACAAGAUCAAAGUGCCUUUGCUGUGUCUGAGCGCAGCCGACGACCCGUUCCAACCCCUCGACGCCAUCCCGGUGAAGGCGGCAACCAAAUCGUCGCAUGUUGCCAUCCUGAUAACGGCCCGCGGUGGCCACAUCGGUUUCCUCGAAGGCUGGUGGCCCACCAACAAGGAUCAGUACAUGGGCCGCCUGUUCGGCCAGUACUUUUCGGCCGCCCUGUUCGAUCCGGACAACGAAUUCUACCGGACUUCGCAGCUAAUGAUGGAACACAAUUUGACCGCUUCGACUUCGGUACCGGGCACUCCUUUGUCGCAAGCUGGGGCCACCACUAGUACCAUACGGAAAAAGUCGAUCCCUUUCUAAUGACGAAUCCUGCGGCCACCGGCGUACGGUGAUAAACAUGCGGUUUCCUGGAAGGUAGCUUCUGGUUUCUAGCAGACGAAGCGUCAGUACCACGUGUCAGUGCGCGGGCAUUCAUUAGAGAAACAGCUGGCGGUAGCAAAUGCUUAAAGCUAAGAAUCUUGUUUCCAUAAUGAAUAUUUGAAAAGUUCGAUCAGCUGUUUCGUAUUGCAAACAAGAUGCUACUAACGCGUAGAGAUUCAUACCAAAAGCGUCUGGCAAGCGUAACCAGAGUGCGAAGCACUGUACGAAACAAAACAAAAAACAAACAAUUGUUGUGAUAGAGAUAGUUCAAGAAUUUAACAAUGUUCCCGGAAGAACGCUGCAAGUUUUGGUUCCUGCCAGCGCUGGGAGAGCAAUCGCUAGAGGAUAUUAUUUUUUCGGUACAAAGGUGUUUGAUCGUUCGAACCCUAAACAGGAACUAUUCCUCGGGCAUGAAAUCUGAUCAUCAUUCAAACUCGGUUCUGUUCGUUAAUCGGUAAAGUAAACGAGCUUGACGGAUUUCGUGCGGUUUUUAGUAUCAUUCUAGUGGAUAAGUAAUACGGUGCAGAUAAGGUGAGCGAUUUCGUAGGCCAAACUGAAGAGGAACAGUUCUGUACUUCAAUCACGGAACUACGGUACUGUAUGUUCUGCCAUAAAAACGAGCGACAUGGAGGUGUUUUAGUACGAUCCUCUCUCAAGAAACUCGAAAAUUAAUUAAACAUUUUCAACAGAACAGUGAAAGUAAUCAAAUUUCCCCAUUUUACCAUUAUCGUAUUCUACGACACUAACGUUAUUGAAAGCAAUGGAAGCAGUAUUGGUAGUAUCGUAGUUAUGAAAGCAUAAAAGACUCACUAGAAAUACGAUUAGACACUGGUUAACAGAAAUUAUUGAUUAUUUUGAUUAUCUACUCAAAACUCCACAAGAGCUACAUAGUUUGUGAGCGGUUAGUGAACGGAAGCAAUAACUAGCUUAGACGAAUGCCUGGACAGAAAGACAGCUCUAAUCGAGGGCAAGGAUUUAGCAAAUAAGCUUUAACAUUAGAUACCGGGCGAGCCUGCCCAACGGGUUGGCCGUAACUUUCAAAACAAACUUUGUUCACAUAUCCUAAUGCCGAAAACACCAUAAAACCUGAUAUGAUCACCAGAGGGAAGCGUACAGGAGCUGUUGCAAACCAAUGUGCUGCAAGUGAAAGAGCUCUAAGAAACUGCUUUAUCUUUUUUGCUUAACGUUAAUAAUGUAUCGUAAUUAAUUUAGCAUCGUGUUCUUGUUAAUCCUGUACUCUUUGGUGAGAGCUAAUUUUGGGAUCAACGCACGCUCAUCAAACGGUGACGAUCAAGCGAUUAUAAAAAGGCAACUGUUCUUAUAGUUUAGAAAAUGUUAACUACUUACUAAUUAUUCCAAACAAACAAAGGAAACAAACUUUAACGACAUCAUACUUUGCUAGGAGAAAACUGUAACAA